AUGGGGAGCGGGGUGAGGGACGUUGAGGGUGAGCUUCCUUGGCCUGCUGUCCGGGACCCUGACCUAGCCCACUUCUUUUUUUCCUUUUCUCAUCUCGGUUGUCGCCCUGAGGCUAAAACUAGAGCCUGGGAGACCUAGGGCCUAGAUUCCCCCCAGCCCGUCCCGGCCUUCUGGAGCCAGGGAGUGGUUGGUGAAAGGAGGAGACCAUUUGGAGAACAAACAGGUUGUCAGAGGGUUGAGUGAUUGAGCCCAGGUACCCCACCUGAGGGGCCAGGAAUGGGUGGGGAGGAGGAGGAAGAAGUAGAAGGUAGGGAAAGGGGGAGGGGGCGGGGUUUUGUCAUCUGUCACCUGCUUCGGCUGAGCCUAGGGCGGGCCGGGGACCGGUAUAAAGCGGCAAGCGCCUGUGCCCGCCCCACCUCGCAGCAGCGGCUUCCCGAGACUGUGCCGCCCCCUCCCCACCCAGUUCACCACCACCAUGACACUGGGCUUCCAGGCCCCUCUCUUCCUUUUGCUCCUGGUGUCCCUGCAGCGUACAGCUGGCACUGCAUCCCCCUCUGACACCCCAACCCCGACCAGCGGGCCGGCCUCCACCCCAGCACGCCACAGCGCCUCACCUCCGACCAGAGGCCCGGCCUCCAGCUCGGCCUCCACCCCGGGACACCACAGCGNCUCACCCCCGACCAGCGGCCCGGCCUCCAGCUCGGCCUCCACCCCGGGACGCCACAGCGCCUCACCCCCGACCAGCGGCGCGGCCUCCAGCUCGGCCUCCACCCCGGCACGCCACAGCGCCUCACCCCCGACCAGCGGCCCGGCCUCCAGCUCGGCCUCCACCCCGGCACGCCACAGCGCCUCACCCCUGACCAGCAGCCCGGCCAGCCACGGCAUCAGGACUACUGCCAGCACCACUCGCCAUAGCAGAGAACCCCUCACGUCCUCCAAUAGCAGCACUUCUCCGCAGUUUUCUGUGCGGAUCUCCUUGUUCUUCCUGUCCUUUUCCAUUGGGAACCUCCAGUUUGACUCUUCCCUGGAAGAUCCCAGCACUAGCUACUACCAGGGGCUGCAGAGAAACAUUUCUGAGUUGCUUUUGCAGAUUUAUGAACAGCAAGGUUUUCUGGGCCUCUCCAAUAUCAAGUUCAGACCAGGAUCUGUGCUGGUGGAGUCAGCCCUGGCCUUCAGAAAGGGCUCCGUUGACACCUGCGGCGUGAAGACCCAGUUUGAAGAGCGCGGGAGAGAUCUACUAGACAGAUACGACCUGUCCAUCUCAGGUGUUACUGUGCAAGACGUGUCAUUCCCUUCCUCUGGCCAGUCCAGGUCUGGGGUACCUGGCUGGGCCGUCGCCUUGCUGGUGCUGGUCUGUGUCCUGGUCGCACUCGCCAUCAUCUGUGUCAUUGCCAUGACUGUGUGUCAGUGCCGCCGGAAGAACUGCGGGCAGCUGGACAUCUUUCCGACCCGAGACGCCUACCAUCCUAUGAGCGAGUACCCCACCUACCACACCCACGGGCGCUAUGUGCCGCCUGGCAGCGGCAGACGCAGCCCCUAUGAGGAGGUCUCUGCAGGCAACGGGGGCAGCGGCCUCUCUUAUGUGAACCCGAACCCAUCAGCCACUUCUGCCAACUUGUAGAAGCACGUUGCCCGGCCUGGCGACCAGAUGCCAGUGCCACAUGCCUCCCCUGGGCUCCUCACUGCCAGAGUCCUCUCCACUCAACUCUGUUCUGGGCUGGUGAGUGGGGAGUUCAGGUGAGCUGUUCACAGGCCCCACCAGGUCCCCUGCCCUGCUGAAGCCCAUCCGAGCCCCUUGGGGACAGGCCUGGGACAGUGGCUCCCAGGAGGAACAGACCGGGGAAACCCCAGAUGGAAGUGCGAACCAGACUGGGGCUGAAUAAAAUGGGGACCUCCUCUGUGCUGACUGCCAA
Ailuropoda melanoleuca (giant panda) is the source of this 1913-nucleotide messenger RNA. It is a transcript of the gene MUC1, whose product is annotated as mucin 1, cell surface associated. The coding region runs from base 476 to 1621 and encodes 381 amino acids. The transcript is spliced from 8 exons. The record is from RefSeq and is a predicted model, not a curated record. NCBI's taxonomy places the organism in Eukaryota, Metazoa, Chordata, Mammalia, Carnivora, Ursidae.